This is a messenger RNA of Leptidea sinapis, 1695 nucleotides long. Its product is annotated as trafficking protein particle complex subunit 2-like protein. Lineage: Eukaryota; Metazoa; Arthropoda; Insecta; Lepidoptera; Pieridae. Gene Ontology annotation, cellular component: cytoplasm; nucleus; TRAPP complex. The transcript is spliced from 5 exons. The record is from RefSeq and is a predicted model, not a curated record. Gene Ontology annotation, biological process: endoplasmic reticulum to Golgi vesicle-mediated transport. Bases 120 to 587 code for a protein of 155 amino acids.
CUAGUCAAAGCCGGGUGCUCUGUGGUAUCUACUACCUAGGACCUAGAUAUUAAAAAAGUAAAAAGCUAUUUAUUAAUUAAGAAAAUCUACGAUCAAAAUAUUUUGGCGACUCAUUGGAUAUGGCGGUAUGCGUAGCUGUAAUAGGGAAAGAUAAUUCACCACUUUAUAUUGGAGGAAUUGGCAAUGAUUGUAGUACAGACAAUGAGCUAUCUAGGCAAUGGCUGGUGCACACUGCCCUUGAUGCUUUAGAAGAGAGACUGGCAACUAGUAGCAGUAUUAAUGCAAAUUCCGGGAAUAGCACUGCACACACAGAUCUGAGAGACCUGUACCUGGGACUGCUUUACUCUACUGACACUCAUAAAAUCUAUGGGUAUGUAACUAAUACGCGAAUAAAGCUGGUAUUAGUCACCAGUUCCACAUCACCUAGCGGCAGUAAUAUCCGCGAUGCGGAGGUGAGGACCGCCUUGCGGAGAUUACAUGCGCUCUACGCCGAUGCUAUUUGCAACCCCUUCCAUCUGCCGGGUGAUCAGAUUACGUCUGUGAAGUUUGACAAGCAGGUGAAGAGUUUGAUAUUGAAUAAUGUUUAAAGUUUCUCCCCUUCGAAUUGUAAAAAAUAUCUAUGUUAAUAUAUUAUAAUGUUAAGUAUAUAAGAAGACAUCAAUACCAUAAGAUUUUAAGUGAUAUAAGUGUUUAUUGUUAUAAGAAUUAUGUGAGUCUUAUGUUAGUCUCUCACACAGACUUUGCUAGUAAUAUAGUUAUUUAUAAUGGUUGAAGGAGAAAUAAAUGUCUUGGUAAACUCUCUUAAACUAAACUUUCUUCCACAUACAACAAAGUGUGGAAUGAGCUUCCUUGUGCGGUGUUUCCGGGACAAAAUGACAUGGGUGCCUUCUAAAAAAGCGCGUACACCACAGAGUACAUAAACACUACACAAAAGAGGAGUGGAACUAAGUAAAAUUUGAAUUUAGUUUAGUAUGAAACAUGCAGUGAUUUGAGAUAAGUUUGAAAUAGUACUUACAAUAUUAGGGCUACAAAGUAUAAUCCGGCUAAGUUUGAAAACAAACAAUUGCUUUAAAUGUAGUGGAUUUUGGCUAUCACCGUUUUUUACAAGAUUAUGUCAUCUGUCAAUACAGAUGACAGCUAUAAUUAUAUAAACGUGUCGUUACUGAACUGCAUGUGUCAUACAAUUGAAUUGCUUUUUUUCUUAAAAAGUUCCGCUAAGAUGGCGUACACAUACCAUAAAGUCCGGCAACACUAUUGUGAUUCCUCUAGUGUUGCAAGAGAAUGUGGAUGGUGGUGAUCACUUAACACCAGGCAACUCAUACACUAUUUUGUCCUCAUUUUCCAUAAGAAACUCCCAGUCCUUAUAUUAAAUACCUACUUUCUUCUAUAUUUACUUCUAAUGUCCAUCCAAUAUCUAAGAUAAUUUAGAAUGUAUGAAUCUACCAUUUUACCUAUAUAAAGGCUUAAGUGGCUGUCAGACUCAAAUGAGAGUUUUCAAACGAGUCAUGGAAAUGCCUCUUUAAGUACCAGCAGUAUUUAUAGGUAGUUUUAAAUAAAUUCACACCUAAAUUUGAAAUUCUUUAUUUGGCUACUAUGGCCCACUUGAAUGUCAUAAUAUUACAGUCAGAUAUAAUUUUAAUUAAUACAUAAAUAAAUAAAGAAGUAUAACAUCAUAAAUAAAAUUUAAAUAUGUCU